AUAAUAUGAUUCAUGGAUUUCAGGAGAUUUUGUAAAGUUUUUGGAUGAUAUGUUCAGAUUUAAUCGCAAUUUUUAGCCUAUUUUACAUCAACUAUGCCUCGAAGUAAGCAAUCUGAAUCUCGUUCAAGAAGUAAGAGUAUAUCGCCCCGGCGCAAAAGCAAAAAAGAUAAGACCUAUCGCCGUAAGAGCCGGAGUAAAAGUCGUUCUCCAGUGAAGAGGCGAUCACCGUCACCAAGUAGUUACAGAAAAAAACGUAGUAAGCGAUCAAGAACUCGCUCUCCUAGUGUAGAUAGGUUUGGAAGAACUGUAAAGAAAACCGAUAAACGACGAGAUGAAAGCAGCAGGCAAGAAGAAAUGGAGAAACAGAGAAAAUUGAGGGCUGCAGAACGACAAAAAAUGAUUGUUGAAGAAGAGGUAGCAAAAAAGGUUGAAGAAAUGGUUGCUAAACGUGUUGAAGAAGAACUUGCUAAACGUAAAGAUGAAAUAGAACUAGAAGUACUCAGGAGAGUUGAGGAAGCUAAAUCUGUAAUGGAAAAACAAAUUAUAGAGGAAUUUGAAAAAAAAAGAUCUGAAGAGCAGGAAUUCCAACAGAAGAAGGAGGAGCAAGAAAAGAAAGAACGUGAGCGCCUGGAAAAAAUAAUUGAUUCAAAAAAUGCUGAAAUUGAGGAAAUAAAGCAUAAACUGGCGGAGGAGCGUCUUACAAUGGUCGCGGAAAAGAGACAGUUAAUUGAAGAAAAACGUAACGCUAUGGAGGAGAUGAAAAAACAAGAGAAAUGGGCACAAGAGGUCAUACUCAAUAAAACGAAAAAUGCAAGACCGAAGUUAAGUUUUGGGUUUAGGUCAAAAGACGGUUUCUAGGUAAUCGGUUAGGAAAUUAAUGCUGUUUUUUUCUAGGGCUGGUUGGGAAAUAUUUAUAAUAGUAUGUUUAAUAUUCUUACCCUCUCAGUUUUAUUGAAGGAACAUGUAUAUAUUAAACUUUAAUGUAUGUCAUGUACAGAUUAAAAUCUAAGUUCGUACUGUAGCACAUGUGAUGUGAUUAUUAAUAUUUCGCAUUGAGUAUUGAGUAUCUCAUUGCAAAAUAAUUAUUGUAUACCAGUUAUGUCUACAUGAUUAGCCCAUCAAUUCUGGGUUGCUGAAUUUCGGUUGCUGUAGUCUGUACAGC
Dendronephthya gigantea is the source of this 1162-nucleotide messenger RNA. RefSeq names its product arginine and glutamate-rich protein 1-like. The record is from RefSeq and is a predicted model, not a curated record. Lineage: Eukaryota; Metazoa; Cnidaria; Anthozoa; Malacalcyonacea; Nephtheidae. Gene Ontology annotation, cellular component: mitochondrion; nucleoplasm. The transcript has 4 exons. Gene Ontology annotation, molecular function: cadherin binding. Bases 94 to 858 code for a protein of 254 amino acids.